Molecule: messenger RNA, 1329 nt
Organism: Zootoca vivipara (common lizard)
Lineage: Eukaryota; Metazoa; Chordata; Lepidosauria; Squamata; Lacertidae
Gene: EIF4E2
Product: eukaryotic translation initiation factor 4E family member 2
Biological process (GO): translational initiation
Cellular component (GO): eukaryotic translation initiation factor 4F complex; cytoplasm
Molecular function (GO): RNA 7-methylguanosine cap binding; translation initiation factor activity
Source: RefSeq, a predicted model, not a curated record
AGGGCGGCGUAGGCGGCGUGUCUAUGGAAGCGGCGGCGGCUGAGCGGAAGUAGCGGGCGGGCGGCAGGAGGCGAGGCGAAGCGGCGGCGGCGAGAGAGUGACCGAGGAGGAUGAACAACAAAUUCGACGCUCUGAAGGAUGAUGACAGUGGAGAUCAUGACCAGAAUGAAGAGAACAGCACACAGAAAGAUGGUGAGAAGGAAAAAAAUGAUAGAGACAAACCCCAAAGUAGCAGCAAGAGGAAGGCUGUGGUUCCAGGGCCGGCUGAGCACCCCCUGCAGUAUAAUUACACCUUCUGGUACUCCAGGCGGACACCCGGGAGGCCCACCAGCUCUCAGAGCUACGAACAGAACAUCAAGCAAAUUGGCACCUUCGCUUCCGUGGAGCAGUUUUGGAGAUUUUAUAGCCACAUGGUUCGUCCUGGGGACCUGACGGGCCACAGCGACUUCCACCUUUUCAAAGAAGGAAUUAAACCCAUGUGGGAGGAUGAUGCCAACAAGAACGGCGGCAAGUGGAUCAUCCGUCUCCGGAAGGGCUUAGCGUCUCGGUGUUGGGAGAACCUCAUCCUGGCAAUGCUGGGAGAACAGUUCAUGGUGGGUGAAGAAAUCUGCGGGGCGGUCGUCUCCGUCCGAUUCCAGGAGGACAUCAUCUCCAUAUGGAACAAGACGGCCAGCGACCAAGCGACCACGGCCCGGAUACGGGACACGCUGCGGCGAGUGCUGAACCUGCCCCCCAACACCAUCAUGGAAUACAAAACCCACACGGACAGCAUCAAGGCCUGGGAGGAGUUUCAUGGGCUGGUGAACAGCGGAGGUCGCUGAACGGGGGCUCUUGCUCCCUCUCUCACACACCCAGGGGAUAACUCAAGCUUCCGAAAUACCAAAAUCGCACUGUGAGGAGCAGAAGGAGGAGGGGAUACAGCACUCAGCUCCUCCUCAGCCUGGCCCACAAAAGGGGGGCGGGGGAGAGGGGUUUUUUUCUCCUGUAUGUGUGUGUGUCCGCUGGCUGAGGAGGCUCGCAGGAUGGCCUGGGCAUUUGACACACGCACCCCCCCCCCGACAAUGGCUUUCCCCCCUGUGCCAAAGACUGACCUUCCGGCACCCAGGCAUCUUGGUCCAGCCCAGUGGGUGACCGUACUUUGCAUUGCACACCGGAGCCCGGGUGCCCUACCGCCUGCCUUCUCUUCGAUGUGGAGGGCCCUCCUGCCAAGUGGCCCUUCCUGCCCAGGGAUUUCCAGUAUUAACCAGAUGUCUGCUGCGGAGGCGGAGGCAGUCCGGCGAUUGGCAGGUGCCCCCAUUUCACCUCUGCCAAUAAACGAUUAGGCCUCUA